This is a messenger RNA of Saccostrea cuccullata (small rock oyster), 2937 nucleotides long. RefSeq lists its product as uncharacterized. Gene Ontology annotation, molecular function: zinc ion binding; nucleic acid binding. The coding region runs from base 1 to 2937 and encodes 978 amino acids. NCBI's taxonomy places the organism in Eukaryota, Metazoa, Mollusca, Bivalvia, Ostreida, Ostreidae. The transcript has a single exon. Gene Ontology annotation, biological process: DNA integration. The record is from RefSeq and is a predicted model, not a curated record.
AUGUCAAAGUCAAAAGCAGAUGAUUAUGAUGAGCUCAAAGCAGCGUUACUCCGGAGAUAUGAUAUGACGGGAGAAGGUUUCAAAAGAAAGUUUCGUUCUUGUCGUCCCGAAAAUGGUGAAACAUUUUCUCAGUUUACUGUCAGAUUAGGUUCUUACCUUACUCGUUGGAUAGAAAUGUCUAAGAUCUCUAUGACUUUUGAAGCUCUCUUUGAACUUACACUUCGCGAUCAGUUCUUACAUAAGUGCAAUUAUGAUUUGCUGGUGUUUCUUAAACAGAACGUCCCAAAGACGGCAGAUGAAUUAUGCAUUCUAGCAGACCAAUUUAGAGAGGCGAGAAACACAAGCGCUUCAAAUCUAUGUUCGAAGGUUAUGAAGAAACCUACGGAAGUACAAGUAAGUAAGACGCAAGUAAAACCUAAAGAUCUACAGCAACGACCCCAAAACCAGAAGUCUUCGUUCGUUCCAGUGACAGAGAGAAAAUGUUACAUUUGUGGUAAGCAGGGUCAUAUAGCUCCACAGUGCCACAAAUCCAAAGGUAAGAUUUCAGGUGCGCUAGUACAUAAAGAUGAGCGCAGAGACGUUGACAAAACAACAGAGAAUUGUUCUGCAUUUGUUUGCAGUGAGAACUCGGUUCUGUACUCGCAGGUAUAUGACAAAUCAACCAUUUUAACUUCAGCAUGUCACAGCACUAGGAAACCAAUGCCACUUUCGGCUGGAUAUGUACAUGGUCAACCAGUCACACUUCUUCGAGAUUCUGGUUGUCAAAAUAUUGUGGUAAGGAGAAGCUUGGUGAAAGAUGAAAGUUUAACAGGUAAAAGUGAGACUUGUAUUUUAGCAGAUAAUACCAAAAGAGUUGUGCCACUUGCAAAGGUAUGUAUAGAUUCUCCAUAUGUGACAGGUGAAUGUGAGGUUUGGUGUAUGGAAAACCCUGUUUUUGAUUUGAUCAUUGGAGAGGUACACGACGCAAGGAAACCCCAUGAUCCCGACCCAGAGUGGAGACCAAAGACUGUCUUAGCAGUGGAGACUCGACGGCAAGCAAGAGAAAAGAAGAAACCUUACCCAGCUCUUAGAGUUCCAGAUAUAGUCAAGGAUGAUAUCAAACCUGAGGAUAUACAGCGUGAACAACAGGCAGAUCCAUCCAUUGAAACAUCACGUCGGAAUGCAAAAGAAGGUCUCAUAUCGCGUAAUGGGAAGGUAGGAUGGUUAGAGAAAAGAGGACUUUUGUACAGGGAGUAUCAAGCAUCGGAAAAGGAAGGAGGUAAGGCUUUUUCACAGCUCAUAGUACCUUCUAAAUUUCGAACGAUUGUUAUGAAGCUAGCACACGAAUCAGUUAUGUCAGGUCAUCUAGCAACAGGUAGGACUAUAUCCAGAAUUUUGUCAGAAUUCUUUUGGCCUGGUAUGCAAUCUGAAAUUAAGCGGUUCUAUCAAUCAUGUGAUACGUGCCAGAGAACUGUUUCAAAAGGUAAGGUGAGCAAAGUCCCGCUGGACAGAAUGCCUCUGAUAGAUGUACCAUUUAAGAGAGUGGCAGUAGAUAUAAUCGGUCCAUUGCAUCCGGCGACAGAUAAAGGUAACCGAUUUAUAUUAACCUUAGUAGAUUACGCAACGAAAUAUCCAGAGGCUAUAGCGCUCCCAGGUAUAGAUACUGAACGGGUUGCAGAGGCUUUAUUAGAAAUGUUUUCGCGUAUUGGGGUACCAGAGGAGGUUCUUGCAGACAUGGGUACACAAUUUACAUCUGGACUUACGAUGGAGGUAAGUAGGCUAAUUUCAGUGAAACAGCUGACGACAACACUGUACCACCCCAUGUGUAACGGACUAGUGGAAAGGUUUAACGGUACGUUGAAACAGAUGUUAAAGAGGAUGUGUAUCGAUCGACCAAAGGAUUGGGACAAGUACCUAGCAGCCGUCCUCUUUGCAUAUCGUGAAGUACCACAAGAAAGCUUAGGCUUCUCUCCAUUUGAGCUAGUGUACAGUCGCACUGUUCGAGGACCUAUGACGAUUCUCAAAGACCUUUGGACGAGGGAAAUACAGGAUUCACAGGUAAAGUCCACUUAUCAAUAUGUAUUUGAUCUCAGAGACCGGUUAGAGUCAACCUGUGAACUGGCCCAUCAGAAUCUGGAGAAAGCAUUUAGGAGACACAGAGCUUACUUCAAUAAGAAAGCAAGAAGUCGUAACAUGAAGCCAGGUGAGAAAGUUUUAGUUUUACUACCUACUGACAGUAAUAAGCUGUUAAUGCAGUGGAAAGGGCCAUUCCAAAUUGUCAAGAAGAUAGGUAAUGUUGACUACCAAUUAGACAUGAAUGGAAAACUCAAAACCUAUCAUGCUAAUUUGUUGAAAAGUUAUAUUGAACGUUCAGUUCCAUUGGUAAGUUCUGCAAUGUCUGUUGUCAGUUCAGAUAAAAUUGAUGAGUCGGAGUACGGAGAUGAACAAGAAGGGUAUGUAGAUUCAUGUAAGGUAGAAACAUACAAGAAUGUAGAUUUGAACCCAGACCUGAGUAAGCAGGAGAGGGAGACUUUGAUGGAACUUCUGCAUAGUUUUAGUGACGUUUUGAGUGACAAACCAGGUCACACCCAUGUAUUGGAACAUGACAUACGGACAACUACAGACAAACCCAUUAGAGUAAGUCCUAGGCAAAUUCCAUUUGCAAUGAUAGAAAGGGUUAAGGAGGAGGUAAGUAAAAUGUUAGAGAUGGGGGUCAUAGAAGAAUCAGAAAGUCUUUAUUCGUCACCUAUUGUUUUGGUUGUGAAGAAAGACAAAACUUAUCGGUUUUGUGUAGAUUUCAGGGGACUUAAUCGAAUUAAUGUGUUUGACGCAGAGCCAAUGCCAGAUAUGGAUGCGAUAUUUGCAAAAUUGUCAGGUCACAAGUUCUUUUCACGUCUAGAUCUUUCUAAGAGUUAUUGGCAGGUGCCACUUCACUUACUCAGUCUGCUCGUCCUUUAA